Mirounga angustirostris (Northern elephant seal) is the source of this 1138-nucleotide messenger RNA. It is a transcript of the gene ANKRD22, whose product is annotated as ankyrin repeat domain 22. Bases 1 to 693 code for a protein of 230 amino acids. Gene Ontology annotation, molecular function: protein binding. The transcript is spliced from 6 exons. The record is from RefSeq and is a predicted model, not a curated record. NCBI's taxonomy places the organism in Eukaryota, Metazoa, Chordata, Mammalia, Carnivora, Phocidae.
AUGAACUGGGCUUUGCGGGAACCAUACAGCUCCCAAGCAGGUGCAAAGACAGAAGACAGAAAUGAACGCAGCAUGCUCCUGAAUUCGCUGGCGUGUUGUGAGCACAGACGAGAGGAACAGAUGAAAUUGGAGAGAAAGCCUGUCUGCCAGGCAGCCUACCAGAAUGACUUGGGUCAAGUGUGGCGGUGGGUGAGAGAAGACAGAGCCUAUAUCAACGUUCGAGAUGGCUUGAAUGGAGACACUCCCCUGAUCUGUGCUUGUAGGCGAGGACACCUGAGAAUCGUUUCCUUCCUUUUAAAAAGAAAUGCUGAUGUGAACCUCAAAAACCGGAAAGAGAGAAACUGCUUGCAUUAUGCUGUGAAGAAAAAAUUUACCUUCUUUGAUUACCUACUCAUUAUCCUCUUAAUGCCCGUUCUGCUUAUUGGGUAUUUCCUCAUGGUGUCAAAGACCAAGCAGAAUGAGGCUCUUGUCCGAACGUUGCUCAAUGCUGGUGUCGACGUGAAUGCCAAAGACUGUGAUGGCUGCACCGCGCUACAUUAUGCUUGCCAAAUGAAAAACCAGACCCUUAUUCCUCUGCUGCUGGAAGCUCGUGCUGACCCCAUGAUCAAGAACAAGCGUGGUGAGAGUUCCCUGGAUAUUGCGCGGAGAUUAAAGUUUUCUCAGAUUGAAUUAAUGCUAAGGAAAGCAUCAUAAUCUUUGUGGCCUUGCAUGGAGAAGUAGAAAAAGUUAAAGGACUGGAUUCUAUCUCCAUUUUGGACAAUUGCUCUGUGGACCGUUGAACCUGGAUGCUAUGAUUUUUUUGGUAACCAUAAUGGUGGUUUCCAUAGUUAACAUUUUGGAAGAGCUUUGUAUUUAGAAUUUUCUUUUGCCCAGUGGAGUUCACCAUGGUCACGAUCCUUCUAGGAGAAACACUAAAGCUCUUGGAGGCUCCAUUUUGGUCCAAAAAAAGGUGACGUUUCAAACUCAGUCUCUUCCGAAGAAGAGGAUCAGAGUUACCUGGUUCGGUUUUCUCAGCUGUGUGGCUCUUACCAAGAGGCUGUCCUGUGGAUAUCAUGCCCAGAAGACAACUCUUUCUCUCCGUCCUUUUUGAGUAGUAAGAGGAAGAUUCAAAGUAUCCAUAUUUGUAUAGACUGAUAUG